Messenger RNA from Wasmannia auropunctata (little fire ant), 840 nucleotides. Its product is annotated as high choriolytic enzyme 1-like. NCBI's taxonomy places the organism in Eukaryota, Metazoa, Arthropoda, Insecta, Hymenoptera, Formicidae. The record is from RefSeq and is a predicted model, not a curated record. Gene Ontology annotation, molecular function: zinc ion binding; metalloendopeptidase activity. The transcript has 3 exons. Gene Ontology annotation, biological process: proteolysis. The coding region runs from base 6 to 521 and encodes 171 amino acids.
AUCAAAUGAAUAAUAUAUAUCGUGCGAUGAACGAUUUUCAUAGUAAGACAUGCAUACGAUUUGUACCAAGGACGAACCAAUAUGAUUAUAUCGACAUUCGAAACGAUAAUUCUGGAUGCUGGAGUUACGUUGGCAGGCUAGGCGGUAGACAACAGGUGAACUUGCAGACUCCUGGUUGUACAUAUUACGUAGGAAUCCCCGUACAUGAGAUGAACCACGCCGUCGGCUUUUGGCACGAACAAUCUAGAGAUGACCGAGAUAAUUAUGUGUCCAUCAAUUGGAAUAAUAUCCCACAAAACCUACAGCAUAAUUUCAACAAGUAUAACCCGGAUCAAGUCAACUCUUUUAACGUCGUUUACGAUUACGCUAGCGUGAUGCAUUACGGAAAGUACGCGUUUGCCAGAGAUCCCAAUGUACCAACCAUUUAUACAAAGUUUCCAGUCAAUGAUAAUGUACUCGGUCAGAGAGUUGGCCUUAGCGACUCAGACGUUACAAAAAUCAGAAGAAUGUACGGAUGCUAAGUGUAAAGUUUGAGUGUAAUUAGCAUUUAUGUCAAAGGUCAGUACUGAUGAAGAAAUAUGGCUUUGAUAAUGGUUUUCUGUAUUUAAACAAUUUUUAAUUAAAAAUAUUUAAUAAAAAUUUAUGUGUUACAAAAAAUAAAGAAUACUUUAGCACUGUGCAUAAAAUACAUGACUAAUUGUAAAUCUUUUUUUCUAUGUUAUUGGCAAAUAACGUAAUUUGUAUCAUCAAUAAAUAUUAAUCUUGAUUAAAUAUUAUAAAUGUACUUGUGCUUCUUUUGUACAAAUGUACAUAUAGUGAUAACAUUUAAUAGUGCAACAG